Molecule: messenger RNA, 1368 nt
Organism: Fonsecaea pedrosoi CBS 271.37
Lineage: Eukaryota; Fungi; Ascomycota; Eurotiomycetes; Chaetothyriales; Herpotrichiellaceae
Exons: 4
Coding region: 1-1368 (455 amino acids)
Source: RefSeq, a predicted model, not a curated record
AUGAGGUCCGGUGUGGUGAUGCUAAGCUCCAACGUCUAUCCUCCCCAAUUUAGUGUGAUCCCACCACGCACCCGUGUCCGCGGUGCAGACGGCUUAAUAUCCCCUGCGUCGGACUCGGGAGGCGUCGGUACAAUUCAGACACCAGAAGCUGCUGGGACCAGGACGGGGUCCGCCGCUCAGAACCCGCCGAGUUUCGACAUGCUCACGAUAUCUCGAUCCCCAGUCAACGACACGGCUCGACUCGCGAGUGCCUUUGCCGAUAAAAUCAAACCCACCCUUGGUGUCCAGUACAAUCUGGCCUGGACGUACGGCGACUAUCUCAACCACGUCCCAGCUCGUCUAGGCAUGAACGAGGCUCUGGAUAGUGCCACCGACACCUUCUUGACGGCUUUUGCGACGCUGGCGGAUCCGCUCGGCACCAGAAGCAAUCCCGUUCUGCUGGAAAAAUACGGGCAAACCUUGGCCAUUCUGAGAAGGUGUUUGGAUGACCCCGUCAAGGCGAGAAGCCCGGAGACGCUCUGCGCCAUUUUGUUCCUGUGGAAUUGCCAGCAGUUCAUAUGGCAACGGAACGGGCCCAUCACCGCACAUGCAGAUGGUGUUGCCCAGAUUCUCAAAUUGAGAGGAAGUGUGGACAACUGUCACGACCCCUUCGAGUCCAAUCUACUCCUCAGUCUGCGUGCCGUUGUGCUUUUUGACUCCCUCUUCAAUGGCCGCAUCACUUUCACCGACCAAGAGUGGGUGUCCAUGUUCGAUAGCCAGCUGUAUGACCUCAGUCCGGAAGGCCAGGCGGUACAACGCUUGACCCGUGUGCCGAAUCUAAUGCGUCGAAGCAAGGCCUUCCUGAUGGGGGACCUGGACUCCCGGGAUCAACUGGCCGACUUGGAGAAAGAGGCCCAUGCACUCCGCGCAGAACUCGAGCCCGCACUCUCACUCGUCCGGCAGCGAUGGGAGAAGGUCUCGGCGAACCCAGACAGUGUGUUCCCACGAAUGCCUCACCUGGCCGGCCUGGCGCACUGCCACUUCCUGCGGUCCUACGCCCUCGUCCUGACCAUCGCCAUCCUCAUCAACGAGACACGGCUGGCCGUGAGCCUCGACGCGGCCGAGAUCCUGCAAGAGUCGCACGAAUUUUCCCUCGAGAUCGUCAACCUGUCCAGACUCGCAUCUCCGUACCGACCCCUCGGCGCGUCUGCCCUCGGCGUCUGUCUCCUGGCCGCCGAGACCGGGGCGGCCGAUGCAGAGACCAAAGAGUCCGCCAGGAGUCUGCGCAUGGAGUAUGCCAGCGAUUUCCAGGGAUAUCAAAACGUGGAGGCUCGUCAGGAUUUGCAGUUGGUCUGUGGCCGUGAGUGGUCUCGAUAUCUGGCUCGGUAG